GCCACGGUUAGCCAGAGAUAAUUGUCACAAUAAAAAUGUUUUCAGGAUAAUAAAUAAUUGUACCCUUUAGAUUUGCAUAAUUCAGUUCCAGCAGUGCAUCCGCGUCCCUCUCUCUCCCCAUUUUCACACUGUUAGGGUUUCAGGAGGCGCCGCUUUUGCUGUGCUCGAUCUGAAAGCGUGCUGUCCACUUGCGCUCUCGCCGGCAGUCAUCUCGGCUUCAGUUGGACUAUAGAGACUGCGCGUGUGGUCGGGGGAACAGAUUUGAUUUUACUCGAGAGGUACAUCAUAUCACAAUGGAAGUCACUCAAGUUCUUCUCAAUGCCCAAUCACACGAUUCAACUGUUCGGAAUCACGCAGAAGAGACUCUAAAACAAUUUCAGGAACAAAACCUUCCUGCUUUUCUUAUAUCUCUAUCCGGUGAGCUUGCAAGUGAAGAUAAGCCAGUUGACAGCCGUAAAUUAGCUGGGCUGAUACUUAAAAAUGCUUUGGAUGCAAAGGAACAACAUAGGAAGUAUGAGCUUAUGCAAAGGUGGCUAUCACUGGAUGGGUCUAUGAAGGCUCAGAUCAAGGCAUGCUUGUUACAGACCCUUUCUUCUCCUGUCUUGGAUGCUCGUUCAACUGCUUCCCAAGUGAUUGCAAAGGUUGCCGGCAUUGAGUUGCCACACAAGCAAUGGCCUGAGCUUAUAGGAUCAUUGUUGUCGAACAUUCACCAAGUUUCCGCUCAUGUAAAGCAAGCCACUCUGGAAACUCUGGGGUAUUUGUGUGAGGAAGUUUCUCCUGAUGUUGUCGACCAAGAUCAAGUGAAUAAAAUACUUACAGCUGUGGUUCAGGGUAUGAAUGCAACUGAAGGCAAUGAUAUUAGGCUUGUUGCCACUAGAGCUUUGUAUAAUGCUCUGGGCUUCGCUCAGGCAAAUUUUAACAAUGAUAUGGAGCGUGAUUUUAUCAUGAGAGUUGUUUGUGAGGCUACUCUCUCUCCUGAUUUGAAAAUUCGACAGGCUGCUUUUGAGUGUUUGGUGUCUAUUUCAUCAACAUACUAUGAGAAGUUAGCCCCAUACAUCCAAGACAUCUUCAACAUAACAGCCAAGGCUGUAAGGGAGGAUGAGGAGCCUGUAGCUCUUCAAGCCAUUGAGUUCUGGAGUUCAAUAUGUGAUGAGGAGAUAGACAUUUUAGAAGAAUAUGGGAGUGAAUUCUCAGGAGACUCUGACACUUCAUGUUUUUAUUUCAUUAAGCAAGCUCUCCCUGCUCUUGUACCCAUGCUUUUAGAAACACUUCUCAAGCAAGAAGAAGAUCAAGACCAAGAUGAAGGUGCAUGGAACCUUGCAAUGGCUGGAGGAACAUGCCUUGGUUUGGUUGCCCGUACAGUUGGUGAUGAUAUUGUUCCACCCGUAAUGCCAUUCAUAGAAGAAAACAUUACAAAACCUGAUUGGAGGCAGAGAGAAGCUGCCACAUAUGCAUUCGGUUCCAUCCUGGAAGGUCCUUCCCCAGAAAAGUUAACACCUAUUGUCAAUGUUGCUCUAAACUUCAUGCUCACUGCUCUGACCAAAGACCCCAAUAGUCAUGUAAAAGACACUACAGCUUGGACUUUGGGCAGAAUUUUUGAGUUUCUUCAUGGAUCAAUGCUUGAAUCAACUAUUUUUACCCCUGCAAAUUGUCAGCAGAUAAUCACAGUUCUCCUUCAUAGCAUGAAAGAUGCUCCAAAUGUUGCAGAGAAAGCAUGUGGCGCUCUCUAUUUUCUUGCACAGGGAUAUGAAGAUGUUGACUCACCAUCUCCCCUGACCUCUUUCUUCCAAGAGAUUGUACAGGCUCUUUUAACAGUUACCCACCGUGAAGAUGCUGGAGAAUCUAGGUUAAGGACAGCUGCAUAUGAGACACUGAACGAAGUUGUGAGGUGCUCUACUGAUGAAUCAGCAUCCAUGGUGGUUCUACUUUUACCAGUCAUCAUGAUGGAGCUCCACAACACUCUGGAGGCACAGAAACUCUCAUCUGAUGAAAGAGAGAAACAAAGUGAGCUUCAAGGUCUUCUAUGUGGUUGCUUACAGGUCAUCAUUCAAAAACUUGGAACAGGAGACCAAGCAAAAUUUGUAUUCAUACAGAAUGCGGAUCAGAUAAUGAAUCUCUUCCUCAGGGUUUUUGCUUGCAGAAGUGCCACUGUACAUGAAGAAGCCAUGCUUGCCAUUGGAGCACUUGCUUAUGCACUGGGCUCUGAUUUUGUGAAAUACAUGACAGAGUUUUACAAGUACCUGGAAAUGGGUCUUCAGAACUUUGAGGAGUAUCAAGUUUGUGCUGUAACUGUAGGGGUUGUUGGUGAUAUAUGCAGAGCUUUGGAGGACAAAAUACUGCCUUUUUGUGAUGGUAUAAUGACUCUUCUGCUUAAAGAUUUGUCAAGCAACCAGCUCAAUCGAUCUGUGAAGCCUCCAAUAUUUUCAUGCUUCGGAGACAUUGCAUUGGCUAUAGGAGUGGAGUUUGAGAAGUACUUAAUGUAUGCUAUGCCAAUGCUACAGAGUGCUGCAGAGUUGUCUGCACACACAUCGGGUGCUGAUGAGGAGAUGAUUGAGUAUACCAAUCUUCUUAGAAAUGGUAUCCUGGAGGCAUACUCUGGGAUUCUUCAGGGAUUCAAGAAUUCUCCCAAGACCCAUCUUCUUUCCCCUUAUGCACCCCAUAUUCUACAGUUUCUCGACAGUAUUUACAUGGAGAAAGACAUGGAUGAUGCAGUGACAAAAACAGCUAUUGGGGUGCUUGGUGACCUGGCAGACACGCUGGGAAGUAAUGCCGGUUCUUUGAUUCAACAGUCUGCGUCAAGCAAAGAUUUUUUGAACGAAUGUUUAUCCUCAGAAGACCAUUUGAUCAAGGAAUCUGCAGAAUGGGCCAAAUUGGCCAUAACUCGCGCCAUUUCAGUUUGAGAUGAUAAUAUGUCCAUCUCCUGAUACACAUAAAAUUUCCUUAUUAGGAGUCGAGUCCCUGCAUGCUUGCAUAUGGUUGUGUCGAGUCGGGUUCCAAGAUGCAUUCACAUGUCAUCAAAGGUCAUUGCACAUUUUAUCAUCAGGGAGCCACUAGUCUUCCAUCAAGUUGAGUCACUAACUCAUGCACCAGCGUCAUGGGGUCCAUUCAUUGCUGUCAGGUGUGCGUCGGAGGGUUGAAGUUGAAGGGGGAUGUCUGUCAAAUAACUAAUAUUUGCAUCAUUGGGUGUACGAAAUGGGGUUUCAGGGUUGGGGAGUGGGGUAUGGGGAGGGGUAUGGGAACGGGGCGGGGGCUGCUCUUAUUGUUGAAUGGACAACUCAGGUUGGUGGUGCUGGGUUACGGGGUCAACUACUUCUUGCAAGAAGUGCUACAAGGGUUGCUGAUUUCUCAAUGGGAGGUGUCAAUGUACAAGUCAAGUUUUUUUUUGUCUGCAUUUCAGGUCCAUGUUUUCUUCCAUGUCCUCAUGAAAUACACUUUUUUGGGUCAGUCUGUUGUAUUGUCAUAGUUGGUUGCAUCCUGUUUUUCAGGUUGGAUUGCAUCUCAUUCAUUUCAUUUCCUGACCCUUGUUGAAGGGGUUGAGGUUUACAUGUUAUCAGUUAGGGCAAUUUGGUUUUGCAUUAUUUUAUAUUUUUACCUGUUUACAGCUAGGCUUAUUCUCCCGAGUCAAUGCUAUAAAAUACUUUGCAUCCAAGAAAAAAGCAUAUUGUUCUUAUGUUGUGGACUCUCCUCCCAACUCCAUUUUUUAUCACAGUUAUUAUGAUAUGUUCAACUUUUGCGUGUGAUAAAUGUACGCUGGAAACCUCUACAUCGUAGUCACUACACACAGUGAUGAAGAUAUUAUCAACUCUAUUUUGGCAAAGCCAAAAUUGUUGAUGUUCCUUUUGCAAAGAAAAGAAUGUAUAACUGUACAAGUGUAUGACUUUUCAGGUAUGAUAACAUUAAAAUUCCAAGCUUUUUCAUAGUACUUCGACUAAAACCAUUGCUUGUUGUUGACUUGUUGGCAUUAUGACAAUUUUUGAAUUUAUAUCCUUUUUUGAAAAUGGCUAUGAUGUAUGAUUAGGG
Molecule: messenger RNA, 4020 nt
Organism: Cuscuta europaea
Lineage: Eukaryota; Viridiplantae; Streptophyta; Magnoliopsida; Solanales; Convolvulaceae
Source: the annotation of a GenBank genome assembly